CCAUUGAUUAGUUCACCUGAUACACAUGAGGAGGCAUUCCUGUGUUGUAUCAUUCAGCUGAGUCGCUUCACGGUAUGCACUACAUUGUCAUAUCCACUGCAGUUUAUAAUUCUCCUCAUUGGUGGUCAGCGCUCCCCAAUUCUUGCUGCAAUCACACGUAUUCAUGCUGCAUGUAUGAUAGUAGGUAGAAAGAAGGAUAUGAAGAAAGACACAAAGAAGUGUGAGAAUCCCGAUGGCAGUGCUAAUAUUGGCAGCUCGUGGGGAAGUCAUAUGCUAAGAUGAGAAGCAGCUAUAUCAGAUCAGUGAUCUACAUGAGGAAACAACAACCCUUGAGCUAAGCGCAUAGUGUGACAACUUUGAAGAGUUUGCCAGUCAGCAAUUUUGAUCAAAGGUCCACAUUAUCAUACAUCAGAACUCAUAAAAAGGGGCUCGGCAUUCAUUUGCUGAGUACGGGCUUGGCGACCCCGGGGUCCUGAGCUGCGGACUGGUCAGCGCCGCCAGUCUCCUGUCACCGUAACCCCCGGACAUGCUUCAGCGACCACCGUAUGGCGUGGCGGUGGAAUGUUGUGUGCUGCGGGGAAUGGUAAUCUUGGCUUGACCGCCUGGAUUGCAAGGAAGGUUCAUCUGUUGAUGGCACAAACAGUUCAUGACUGCAGGGCUAUUGAACUUGUGGCUAACGUUGUUAUAUCAACAAAGUGCUCAACAGAUAUCCCAUACUGCUGUAAUAACACAUACCGGUGCUGUGUGUACAACAGAAGGCACGAAGAACUUUGGGAAACCUGGUACUUCUGGUUAGGCAUUACACUGAUUGCCCUAUUUGUGCUGACAUCUGCACUCUCAUAUGCUGUGGCAUACUUCAAAAGAAAGCAACAAAAUUUGAUCCGCAUCCACAAUGUGGCUACUCCCAGCAGUCCACCAAUCAGCACCAUCAGUGGACCUGGAGGAAUAAUACAGCCCAAGAUUGAUUACAGCAGCAAGGGUUCACAUUUGCGUGCCACAGCAUUCAUAACAAGCCCUGACCUAUACCUGGAGGAUUUUGCUGGGCCUUUGGAUCCACCAUAUCCAGCAACACAACCCAUCACAGUGGUCCGCGGCAGUGUCCCACCCCAAGGAUUUCGCCACACGCAGCACUACACAGAGCUGGUGCUCCCACCUGGUUAUGUUGAUACUGAUUACCAUUUCAAGCACACACUAUGAGAAGAACACUGUAAAUGAAUUUAUGAUUAUAUAUCUAAGGCUAAGUGAAAUAAUCUGUGUAUAUGUGUACCUUCUCAAGUCUGUAGUACAAGAUAACUGUGAAAUCUCUCAGAUCAUCAUGUAACACAUGAAUAACUAUUGUGUAAGAUUUACUUAAAAGCAAUUUAGCAGUCCUGAACAAUCCACAAAUAAACAGAAAUUAUGUUGCUGGAAUUCAGCAGACUUGCAUACAUAAGUAGAUCAUUCAGUAUCAUCUUAGCUUUCACAAUGUCCAUGGCUUUCUCAUGAUAAAGAAAUUAGCAUAGGAAAAAAAAUACGUCUUUCAGUAUUAUCUGUAAAAAUGAACUUCACAGUAUUAAAAUUUAGAAAUAACUUUUUUAUGUUUAUCAUAACCAUUUCACAUUCAUCACUUAGUAUCACCAAGGUGUUUCUUUUUUAUGGAUUGACAGACACUUUUUGUGCACCCUUAUAGAUUAUGUGUUUCAUUUUUCAGAAUAAAAUCCAUAAUUCAAAUAGAUGUCUGACAAGGGUCUUCCCUGUCAUUUUGGAAGGCCAUAAUGGAUCACAUAUUUGUAUAUUGUUUGACAUUAUUUUUCUUUAUCGUUCUUUGCAUACUUAUGGUGGCUGUUUUUCAGCCUCAGUUUCUACAAUCAUCUAUAUUUCAGUCUUUCACUGAUUGUGAUAUAAAAUUAGACUAUUUGAGAACAAAAUUUGUUAAUUACCAUAAGAGAAAUAGAAUCCAUAGAACCCCAAGAACAAAAUAUGACCAAAUGUCACAGCGAAAGUAAGUCAUAAUAUAGUCAACUUCUUAAAGACUAAUUCAAGUCUAGCCAAGAAACAGCUCUGUUUUUCGGAACAAUUAUUUUGGUAGGUGCAGCAGGAUUUUCAAAACCUGUUCUAUGAGUAUUUCCAAGAUAAUGUUAGUAUUACUAAAUACAAUGUGUUGGGCUGGAAGCCAUGAGACCAUCCGUGCACAUGAAGAAAGACUCAUUGUUUUAUGGCUCUGGCAGGAUUGUUACUCACAAACAAGACAUCUAAUUAAUGAAGUGAAGCAAUAGGUCUUAAAAAGAAAGUUUAAGCUCUAUUAUUCUUGUAGUAACCCAACACUAAGUACCAUAACAAAUCAAUACAGCAUGUAAUAUCUCGUAACUUGGGAGUAGCCCUACAUAUUUUGCAGCUGCAUAUAGCUAAGCACUGUUAGAAAUAACUAACAUGAAAAGGUCAUUUAACAAACUGCUGGAUGAUGCUUUCAACAAGCAUAAAAGAUGGGCUUCUGAAUGUAGAUACUCUUAACGACUAAAGAAGCACUUCAAAGGAAGGAAGAUCAGGGCUUAACAUCUCAUCAGUAAUAAAGUCAUUAGAGAUGGAACACAAACUCAAAUUGGAGAAAGAAAGUGAUUGUGUCAUUUCAAAGCAUUCAUCCUAAUAUUUUGCUUAAGUGAUUUAGGAUAACCAUGGAAAUCCUAAAUCUGGAUGGCUGGGCCUGACACAGUGAUUUGAACCAUGCUACCCCAGAGGACAGGAGAAGAUGCUGACUUAUACAGUUACUAGAUUUAGAGUGACACUUUGUACUUAACAAAGAUUCAAGGCAAGA
Messenger RNA from Schistocerca cancellata (South American locust), 2791 nucleotides. RefSeq lists its product as uncharacterized. Bases 562 to 1197 code for a protein of 211 amino acids. NCBI's taxonomy places the organism in Eukaryota, Metazoa, Arthropoda, Insecta, Orthoptera, Acrididae. The record is from RefSeq and is a predicted model, not a curated record. The transcript has 8 exons.